GAUGCGGCGACAUCCCAGCGGCGGGGCCGGACUCCUUCCCAAAGCGGGACGAGAUGGCCAACUCGGCGCUGGAGCUGCUGGCUCUCGUUCUGACCGCCGUCGGGCUGAUCGGGGCGGCGGCCAGCACCGGCAUGCCCAUGUGGCGCGUCACGGCCUUCAUCGGCGAGAACAUCAUCGUGUUCGAGACCCGCUACGAAGGCCUGUGGAUGAACUGCUUCAAGCAGGCCGACAUCCGGAUGCAGUGCAAGGUGUACGACUCGCUGCUGGCCUUGCCGCCGGACCUGCAGGCGGCUCGGGGGCUGAUGUGCUGCUCCGUGGCCCUGGCCGGCCUGGGCCUCCUCAUCAGCCUGCUGGGGCUGCAGUGCACCUCGUGCGUCGGCAACAACCACCGAGCCAAGCGGACGGUGCUGGUCGUGGCCGGGUCCAUGAUCGUAGCGGCGUGCAUCUGCGUCCUGAUCCCCGUGUCGUGGACGGGCCACGUCAUCAUCCGGGACUUCUACAACCCCUUGCUGAUCGACGCCCAGCGGCGGGAGCUGGGCGAGGCGCUCUACAUCGGCUGGGUGGCCAGCGCCUUCCUGUUGGCCGGGGGCUGCGUCUUCACCUGCUGCAACGUGCGCUCGGAGGGCAAAGAGGUCGCCAGGAGCUACAUCUACUCCGGGAACUCGGACUACGUGGCGUACCCUCCUCCGCAGGCCUUCCAGCCGCUGCAGCCUCAGCAGCUGGUCCUGCUGCCCCAGGUCCAGACCCGGCCCGUCCUGUCCCGACACCCUUCCAGCAGCUACAGCUACCAGUCCAGGCAGCCGUCCAGGUACCCGUCCGUACGCAGCGGGGUGGCGUAUCUCUGACUGAAGCAAUAACCGACACUAACUCCUUCUACAGUUCCUGUGAUAAAA
This is a messenger RNA of Syngnathus acus (greater pipefish), 893 nucleotides long. RefSeq names its product claudin 8 (gene cldn8). Bases 54 to 845 code for a protein of 263 amino acids. NCBI's taxonomy places the organism in Eukaryota, Metazoa, Chordata, Actinopteri, Syngnathiformes, Syngnathidae. Gene Ontology annotation, molecular function: structural molecule activity. The record is from RefSeq and is a predicted model, not a curated record. Gene Ontology annotation, cellular component: bicellular tight junction; plasma membrane. The transcript has a single exon. Gene Ontology annotation, biological process: cell adhesion; bicellular tight junction assembly.